Messenger RNA from Funneliformis geosporum, 378 nucleotides. NCBI's taxonomy places the organism in Eukaryota, Fungi, Glomeromycota, Glomeromycetes, Glomerales, Glomeraceae. The record is from the annotation of a GenBank genome assembly.
AUGAUUAAAUACAUCCGUCAACGUUACCUUAAUUAUCAAUCUAAUCAAAAUUUAGUUAUAAAUUCAGCUUUAGAUCGAAAAAGAAAAAUCAUCUUAGACCAUAUUCUCAUUACCCUUCCUGAUUCAUCUACCAGACUUUUAAUUGAACCUGAUACUGUUAAAUCAGCCGCUAUUAAUCAUUUUCAAAACUUAGCAGUACUAAAUAACUAUUAUGAAUCCAAAGUAAUCCCAGAAGAAUGGCAACAUCAAUAUGCUUCUAAAGAAAAUAUUAAUCACUUUAUUUUUGAUACUUUAAUGAAUUCACUUUCUAAAGACGAAUGGACCAACAUCUUACACAAUCUUCCUAAUGGUAAAGCAUCUGAUCAUCUGGAAUUUUAA